This is a messenger RNA of Tachysurus vachellii, 7879 nucleotides long. It is a transcript of the gene ahctf1, whose product is annotated as AT hook containing transcription factor 1. NCBI's taxonomy places the organism in Eukaryota, Metazoa, Chordata, Actinopteri, Siluriformes, Bagridae. Bases 197 to 7507 code for a protein of 2436 amino acids. The record is from RefSeq and is a predicted model, not a curated record. The transcript has 36 exons.
UUGGAAAUAGCGCCUGUGUUGCUAGUCGGCGGUUUGUUAGCUAUUUUACUGCUAGUUGUAAUUUUCUGGAUUAUUUAUUUACAAACUUUAAAAAGGUGACACUUUAAUGGACUUGCGCGGAUUAUGACCAAGGAAAGAGUGCACCAGAAGACGCAUUUAAUAUAUUUAACAUUAAUAAAUCCGUCACACAGUAAGGAUGCGUGACCUGGCAGCUCAGGUGACCAGCGGUCUGCUGCAUUUUCCUGCAGUGACGGUGGAAGCUUUAGGAGAAGAUGAAGUGACUCUGGACUCAGUGCUUCAUGGGAAAUUCACGGCAGGUCGCAGUGUCUUGGUGUGGCUGGCGUGUGGGCCGCACUUGGAAGUGGUUCACGCAGCCACAGGUGAGAGGUUCUCUGCAUAUCGCUUCAGUGGUGUGACAGAUCACCUGCAACCGUGUGUGACGGCGGUGAGAGAGUUCAGCUGGCUGAAGCGCAGUGGGCUGCUGGUGGGUCUGCAGGAGGAUGAGAGCAGCAUGCUGUGUCUCUACGACCUUGGAAUCUCGCGCGUCAUUAAAGCCGUCGUCAUUCCGAACAGGAUCACUGCAAUCGAGCCUCUGGUGAGUUACGGAGGAGCGAGUACGAGCACGCAGCACCUGCACCAGAGCCUGCGCUGGUUUUUUGGUGUGAUUGCCGUGGUAACAGAUGUUGGCCACAUCCUGUUGGUGGAUCUGUGUUUAGAUGAUUUCUCCUGCACUCAGACUGAACUGGAGGCCUCAGAUCUGGAGGUGGUGAAUAAAUGUCCGUCUGAUAUUCCACGUCUGAGAGAGGGAGUCACUCAACAAGGACGCCACCUUUGUCUCCAGCUGUGCAGCCCCACAGGGAUCGGGGUCUCAGCUCUACACUUCAUCAGCCGCACUAAUCAGCUGGCUGUGGGCUUCACCGAUGGCUUCCUGCAGCUCUGGAACAUGAAGACUCUCAAGAAAGAAUAUCACUCUCAGCUGGAGGGGGGCAGAGUCCCUGUGUAUGCCUUUAACUUCCAGGAGCCAGAGAAUGACCCGAGGAACUGCUGUUACCUGUGGGCUGUUCAGUCAGCUCAGGAUCUUGAGGGUGAUGUAGUCAGCCUCCAUCUACUGCAGCUGGCGUUUGGGGAGAGGAAGUGUUCAGCAUCAGGGAAAAUAGUCUAUGAGGGUCUGGAGUACUGUGAGGAGCGUUACAGUCAGGAUCUGAGUGGUGGUGUGUUUCCUCUAAGAGCUCAGGCCACACACACUCGCCUGCUCAGCUCCCAGACCAUUGAGAAGUUCCGCCAUCAUCCUGACAGAGAGGACAGUGUUAAUGAAGUGGCGUCUCCUGAUACGAGUGUGUUGGUGUUCAGCUGGCAGGUGAAGGCGUACGGACAGGGUCAACCUUCCACCUUCAUCGGAGUGUUUGAUAUUAACAGAUGGUAUCACGCACAAAUGCCUGAUUCACUGAGGGCGGGUGAGUCUCUACAGAACUGUCCCUAUCUGGCUGUGUGGUCUCUGGAUUCUGUGGUGGAGGUGACUCAGUCCUGCCCCCUGCUGGACAUGGUGGUUUAUGAGCGCAGUCUCAGUAGAGCACUGCCCCACACCUGCCCUCCUCCGGAGCAGUUUUACAACCCUAACACAUACAACUUUGAUGCAAGCUGUCUGUUCAAUGCUGGAAUAGUCCACUUCACUUGCUCUGGCUAUCAGAAAGAGACUCUGAGUUAUCUGAAGAAAGCCGUGUUGAGUCUGAGUGAUGGGAUUUCUAAUGGAUUUUCCCAGUGCCUGAUGUCUGGCUUGCUGUCCUCUCGGCUCACGGACGUUCAGCCGUCCAGCCUGUCUGAGCAGGAGCAGCUGGACGCCAUUCUAACCACCGCAGUGGAGACCAGCGCUUUGGGUCUGAUCACUGGCUGCAUUAAAAAGUGGAUCAGUGACGAGCAGGUCGGUUCUGCAGCACAUCUGCGCUACAUCCUGGAGUGGGCCUGGGACAAGGUGGUCAACACCAAACAGGAUCUGGACGGCAUAUGUGCUCCGUUAUUCGACAGCUCGUCUAAUUUUAUUGAUCCUCAAACGCUGCAGCUUCUCCAACACAGUCAGAGACUACUGAGUAACCUCUGUACCAUCCUGCACUGUCUGCUGAUGGAGGCUCAGGAGCUCACACAGAGAGGUGUAUUCGGCCUGGUGAAUAAGUGCAUGGUGUCGAGUCUGAUCUCUCAGUAUGCUCAGGUGGUCCUGUGGUUCUGCCGCACUGGUCUCCUCCCAGAGAGUGCUGAUGAUGAUGUGCUGCAGAUAUCAAGACCUUUUUACAGUUUCUCUGUGAUAAAGAAUUAUUACUUGGGUCAGAGGGAGGAGCUGCACAGACUUGCCAAGGAUAAGUGGAAUGCUGACUGUCUGAUGAUCGAUGGCCUGGUGGCUCAGUGUGGUGAGCGUCUCUCAGACCUGUGGCAGAGAGACGAGGGUGGGACGGGGCAGUACCCUCCUCCAUCACUACACGCUCUGCUGGACUUGUACCUUCUGGAAAAUGUUGAAGAAUCUACCAAACAUGCCAUUGUGAUUUAUUUGCUCCUGGAUGUGAUGUACUCGCUACCGAAUAAGAGCGGAGCUUCAGUGGAAUCUUUUCCCACAGCUUUCUCCAUCCCCAUCGGCUUAGUGAAGCUUGUACAGGGCCUGUGGUUACUCGAUCACCACGACCAUGAGAACGCUCUGGAUCUUCUCCUCCACCCAUCGGUCUCUUCGUGUGUGUGGGCAUGGCAGCACUCUCGGGUUCUGCAGGCUCUGAUGAUUCAGAACAAACACAGCACAGCACUGCACUACCUGCACAUGAUGAAGCCCUCCAUCACCUCCACCCCCCUCACCAAGCUGUGUGUGUCUGUACUGUUGCACAACAGGUGUUUAGUGGAGGCCUGGACCUUGUUGAGGCAGCAGGUUAAUAAACUGUGUAUGGACGAGCUGCUCAGAUUUUUCUAUGAGAUGUGUCAGGAGCUGGGAUUAAUGAAGGAGCUCCUCAAGCUACCCCUCCGACCUGCUGAACAGGAGUGUUUAGAGCGCUUCCUGCAGGAAACAGGAGGGUUUCAGAACAGAGAGCUCCUGAUGGUUCACCAUCUCCAGCAGGCCAACUAUGUUCCUGCACUGCAGAUCAACCACAUGCUGAAGAUGAACCUGGCUGGUGAUCGAGAUCCUAAGAUGAAGGAAAGAUCAAACACCAGGAACUCCAUCAUGAGUCAGUAUGGGAAGGUGUUACCACGUGCUCAGCGGAAGCUGGCAAUGGACCGUGCCAAGCCGUACCAGCACCCGUCCACCAUCCUCACAGAGGUUACGAGGCCUCAGCCGUUAUCCACUGUGGCUAAACGCUCCACUAAUGAGAAGGUCCUGAGCAGAGCAGCGUUCAUUAAAACUGUCCUCACAAAGAUUGAGGAGGUGUGGAUUGGAAAGGAUACUACACCUGAACCCUCCCCUCUCAAGAGCCCUAAAGCCCCUGAUGCUCUGGUGUCCAGUCCCAAACCCACAACCUUACAUAUCCAUGAGGCGUUUGUAGGAACACCCAUUAACAUGCUGACUAAAAGGGUGUCCAGACUCUUAGAUCUGGCAGUGCAGCCGACGUCCCAGAUGACCCCAGAACAGUCUCACACUCCUGUGACUCCGCACGUAUCCAGCAGCUCCUGGGCUGCACCUAAACACAUCAGCAGGGCUCCUGAACUCAGUCUCUUACACACGCCACAAGUAGUGAAGAGAGCUCGAGCUUUAGCUGCUUCUGCUCCAGUUUUCUCCUCCUUCACCCCUCAAUCCAUCCUAAGGAGCAGCCUUCGCCCCACUCCUAUAGCCACGCCCACUGCUUCACCUGCCCGAUCAGCCACACCCCCCUUACGUCCCAAAGAGAGUCGCAUCACUUUCAUGGAGGAAAUUCAAUCUCCAGAUGUGCCUAAGAGUUCCUCCCUGCACUGGGGCAACGGGCUCACUGCAGUUGAAGUUAGCGAGCUGAAGUGCCCACACCUGCCACCGGAGGGCGGAGUCGAGGGAUGGAGUGAACAUUCCGGUGAAGAAGAGGAGGAUAUAAAAGAACCCAGUGCAACAGUCCUGCCUUCAUUAAAACAGAAAUUGAGCCUCGAGUCAGAGGAAAUGAAUGAAGUUUUUACCCCGCUAGAGCCCAUCCCCAGUCUGGGGCAUGACACAAGUGCACUCUCGGUCCAAUCAGAUGCCACUCCUGAGUUCCACAAAGCUCCUUGUCCAGCUGAUGAGAUCAGACCUGCACAGCAAUCACAUAACCGGCCGGAUGAAGAUGAUGAAGUCAUGGUCACACAGCCAGAGACAGACACCUCCACCAGGAUGUUUUCUGCUGAAGAGCCGAUUGUAUAUCAGGAAACGGGACGUGAGGAGAAAGUUGUGACAUUUGAGCUGCAGCCAAAAGAACAACAUGAAAAAGAUGAUGCUGAGAAAAGGCUCAAGGAAUCUGCUGCAGAAAGAGAAGUGCAGAACGUUCCAGUUGUUUCAGGCGCUUCACUAGAGGAGUCAAAUCAGGAUGAUUCAGUGUACCAUGAGACAGCUUUAGUACCACGUGGACCAAUCAGAACCUCUGUAAGGUCUGAGAUGAUGAUGAUGAUCAGAGAGGAGAUGAAGGACUCUGAGCCAGCUCCAGCUCCACCAUCAAUCACUGCUGAUGCUUUCACUGUGGAGGAGAUGAUCAGAGAUCAUCCCAAAGACUCAGCUGAACACACAGAGGGAACUAAUGAGCCAAUCAGUGAGCUUCCUACUGUUAAUGAAGAGCUGAAGGACAAACCCGAGGCCAUGGAGACCUCAGAUCUGGACGAGUUUGUGGAGCGUGAAUUAUUCUGUGAUCUCUCUCCUCCACACCUCCCCCCCAACAGUAAAGAGAGUUCAGCGUCCAUCAGUGCUCCAUGUGGGUGUGUUAAAGAUGUUGGAGCUGAGGAUGAUGCACAGAAAGAUGUCGCGUCAUCUGAAGCUGCGACCUCCGAGUCACCAUCUGUAGUCAGUCUGAACGACACAGAGGAACUCUCCAGCACUGAGGAGGAGGAGGAGGAGAUUGGGGAGGAAGAGGAUGUAGAAGAUGAGGAGGAGGAGGAAGACUCUGGCAGUGAGGUGGAAAUUAUAGAGGAAGUUAAAGGAAACGGGACACAGCAGAGCCUUUACCUGCAGGACCUCCUACCUGAGGAGCAGUUCCUUGAGGAGCAGGAAGCAGCUGUGUUGAGCCUCGUCACUGACCCACAGCUGAAGGUGAUGGAUGGCUCUGAGGAAGAGGACGGUCAGGUUAUGGUGGUUGGACUGAGACCUGCAAGCCUGACUGAUGAAGUUGAUGUGUGCUACACCGAGCUGAAGCCUUCCACCACCCUGCUUGUUCCUAUCGAGCUGGCUGCUGAGCAUCAGGAGCUUCUGCAAAGGGCCGAGCUGCCAGAGGUCACACUUCCUGUUGGCUCCAAUAACUUCUCCCUCAUGCUGGAGGCAGAUGAUGAAGAACCAGCAGCUUUAGAAAUGGAUCACGAGAACGUCCUCACUCUAAAAGGGAACACAGAGCAUGCUGGAGAUCUGGAAGAAGAACCAAAUGUUAACCGGAAUGCCGUUAGUGUGGUACAUGAUGUUCAGGAACCUGAGGAAAUGUUUCAAAUUGAGGAGAUGCCUUCAGAAACAGUUGUACCAGAUGUUGUGGAACCUCAUAAACCAAUAGAGGUUAAGGAACAGGAAAUGACUAAACUGGAACCAAACACAGAACUCCAAAGUGAUGAACCUGCUGGAGAAGUUCAAACACAGUCAAAGUCAGAAGCAGUAGAAACUCCUGAACCACUUAAAGAAGAUGAAUUUGAUGAACCAGCAGAUGAAGUUCAAGCAGAGCAGACAGACAAGAAUAGGCCAGAUUUUGAUCCUGAGGAUGAAGCUCAAACAGCACAGGAAUCCAAGGAGAAGCCAUUGGAACAUGCAGAGGAACCUGUGAAGGAACAUGUGACUAUAGAAGCAUUUGAUGAAGCUGAUGUUUGUGUCAGCAAUCAGCUUCAUGAUUCUGGUUUGACGGCAGCCAUAGAGGAUGGUUUCACCCAUCAUGAGAAAAUACCUGAUGAGAUUAUUACAGAAGUUUGUGAAAUGGUUCCUGUAGCUGAAGAGUAUGUUUCUGAUGCUCAUGAAGCUGAGCAGGAAGAUACUAAGCUUAAGGAAGCCAUAGAAGCCACAGCUAAACUGAAGGAAGUCCAUCAAAGCCCAGCAAGAAGAGGAAGGAUGACAGUUAUGUGUCCAGUAACCAUGAUGGAAUCUGAGAAAGAAGCUUCUGAAGAGGAUCAAAGUGAAUCAAACGUACCUUACACACCGAGACGUGUAACAAGGAGCAGCAAGCAGCUGGUGGUGGAGCCUGAAGUUCUCAUCACACCAAGGAGAAGCACAAGAAAAACAGAUCCUGAAGUCAUGGUGGAGAAGGUGCCAUCAACAAAAGCAACUCCAUCACGCAAGACUCCACAGAAAGCUACACCCAGGAGAGGUUCUCGCAGUACAAGGAUCUCCAGUGCAACUGAUGUUCAGAAUAUGGAGGAAAACUCAGUUGUUGAACAUCUGAGUGCAAGAAAGUCUAGAAAAGUAGGUGCAACAAUCGGGGUUCCAGAGCCGAUUCCUGAGGAGAAAUCUGUGGAACAUCAAGCUAACGUUAAUGCUAGUCCUAGCAGGGUAACUCGCCAGUCAAGCAGAAGGCUGAGCUUAACCCUGGAGAGCUUCAACAUGGUUUCAGAUGUCCAGAACACAGCUUUAGUCACACCACCGAGGAGCAGAAGGAAAACCAAAAGCACUACAGAGGAAAAACCAAACAACGACACGUACGUAGUCGACGGCGCACAACUUCAGAACGUUUCCAGACGACUGACGAGGAGCCGACACUGGAAUAACGGCGAGGAACCAGAGAAACCAGAGAACUUGGAAUCCGCCAAUCUGUUGGAGAAUGCUUUGCUAGAGAGACUGAAUAAUGAAGCUAAGGAGUGUGAAGUGGUAACUGAGAUAGUCCGAGCCAAACGGCGGCCCAGAUCUGUAGCUCCAUCUGUGGAACAUGAAGACCAGAGUGCUGAAGCUCAGGAGUCACUGCUUUCUACUGAACAGCAGCAGAACAAAUCUGCACCAUCUGUUAGAAGAACGAGAGCCAGCAGAGCACCAAAAGCCGAGACCUCACCUGUUAGUGACCCCACAUCUGGAGCUGAGAGAGCGAGAGGACCCUUAAAACAUCUCCCUGUGUCUCCUCCUCUGACUCGAACGAGACGAGCAACCACCGUCACUGGCAGUAACUUUGAGGAAAAGAUUUUCUCAGAUGACGCUGCGGUGGAAGUUAAAGCAGAAGAUAAAAGGAGAAAGAAGAGAAUGACCAAAGCGAGAGCCGAACCUGAACCCAUGAUGGUGGACCUCCUGUCUCCUGUGGCGAGUCCAGCACAAGCGGUCCAGAGGAAGACGUCGUCUCCAGAAAGGGAAGCAGCUGCUCCAAAGAUGAACCUGAGGCGGAGACGCAUGAUGGAGGCCAUUUUCCCCAAACCGGUCACACGCAGGAAGAAACUUUAACACUGAUAAACCAUCUUCACCUUCAUCAUCAUCAUCUUCACAAGAGUUUUAUUUUCCCCUCCAGCUUCCUCUGUGUGUGUGUGUGUGUGUGUGUGUGUGUGUGUACAGUAAACAACCUGAUUUGUACCAGGACUUUUUGCUGCCUGCUGUUUUCUAAUUAAGGAACUGAUUUUUGAUGAAUAAAUCGAGCUCUAAUUUGAGUUUUAUAUAAAGUAAAUAAAUAAAUAAAUAAAUAAAGGUUUGCCUGACGUUUACAGUCCAGUGCAAUGAGGGAAACAAAACGACACACAAGUCUUAAGUUUUAAAAACCUGCAUUUCUACAAAUGUAAAUAGUCUUUUAGGGACGUUCUCAAUAAAAUUUGAUGCCUGUGA